AUAUUCUAUAUUUCCUGUUAUCCCAGGGUGUAUAAAACAGUCCUUUUCAAGAUGUAUGGAAUAUCACAUGUUGCAUCGACACCAGGAGCAAGUUCAACAGUGUUUAAUGGAGAACAUAGACGCAGCCUUUCACAACGUAUUUUUCCAAGUUACGCUUGUGCCUUUUUGGUUGAUGACCCUGCCUAUGGGUGUUCCACAAAUUCUCUGACAGGCUCCUUUUCCACAUGUCGCCGCAGCCCUCGACUGCUUUCUAAUGGUUAUUACAUUUUGACAGAAGACAGUUUUCUGUCUGAUGAAGAGGGCAACAUAACACUGACACCACCCCAGACAAGUGUUACAUAUAAAGAGAAUUUAGUUCGUGUAUUCAGACGAAGGAAGAAAAUCCAUCGCUCUCUUGCCAGCUUGUUCAAUCUUGGUGCCUCAAGUUCAUGGCUCAGCAGCACCGUCCUCAGCAAUAUGGAUUCCUCCCAUGUAGAUGAUCUUUGGCCUGAUGGAUGCAAUAAGCUAGAAGCCAGUCAGAGUGAUAUUGGUGAUUCAGACUUUUCUUCUGAAUACAAUAGCCAUGUGCCACAAAGGCAAAUUCCAGCAUCUAAUGGAGCCUCUCACACCAAAGAUGAUGAGUUUCUUUGGCCUGAGAAAUCAUUUUGUGCUUCAAAAUCCUGCUCUCCAUUUAUGAUAAAUGCAAAUGAAGAGACUUCGGGCAAUGCAGAAUCCAGGACAGUGCGAAAAGUCCUUUCUCAGGUGGUUGCACUGAUCACGUGUUUAAUCAUUUCAAUAUGUACAAGAUAUUUUCUGGGAGGAUUGUCUGCCACUUUGUUGCUGAUAAUUUUAGUUUUUCUUUUGUCCCAAGAUGCUGCUGUGUCAUCUUUCUUCAAUCUUGACACAUCUUUCAGAACAACUAAGUUUUG
This is a messenger RNA of Cariama cristata (Red-legged seriema), 908 nucleotides long. It is a transcript of the gene TMEM71, whose product is annotated as transmembrane protein 71. The annotation marks the transcript as partial. The transcript is spliced from 8 exons. The record is from RefSeq and is a predicted model, not a curated record. Lineage: Eukaryota; Metazoa; Chordata; Aves; Cariamiformes; Cariamidae.